UCCGCCGCGGGUGCGCAGGCAGCAGAGACGCGCGCCCUGCAUCCGCGCCGCCCGCCGGCUCCCUCGCGCGCCCGGAUCCCACGCUUACAGCCGAGCCAUGUCGUCCUGCAGCCGCGUGGCGCUGGUGACCGGCGCCAACAAGGGCAUCGGCUUCGCCAUCACGCGCGACCUGUGCCGGCUCUUCUCGGGGGACGUGGUGCUCACGGCGCGGGACGAGGCGCGGGGCCGGGCGGCCGUGCAGCAGCUGCAGGCCGAGGGCCUGAGCCCGCGCUUCCACCAGCUGGACAUCACGGACCUGCAGAGCAUCCGCGCCCUGCGCGACUUCCUGCGCAAGGAGUACGGGGGCCUGGACGUGCUGGUCAACAACGCGGGCAUCGCCUUCAAAAUGCGGGACACCACGCCCUUUCAUAUUCAAGCGGAAGUGACUAUGAAGACAAACUUUGAUGGCACCCGAGAUGUGUGCACGGAGCUGCUGCCUCUGAUGAGGCCCGGAGGCAGAGUGGUGAACGUGUCCAGCAUGAUGAGUCUCAGGGCCCUGAAAUCCUGCAGCCCGGAGCUGCAGCAGAAGUUUCGCAGUGAGACCAUCACGGAGGAGGAGCUGGUGGGGCUCAUGAAGAAGUUCGUAGAAGACACGAAGAAGGGGGUGCACCAGAACGAAGGCUGGCCUAGUACUGCGUACGGAGUGACGAAGAUCGGUGUCACUGUCCUGUCCAGAAUCCAGGCCAGGAACCUGCGUGAGCAGAGGGGAGGGGACAAGAUCCUCCUGAAUGCUUGCUGCCCAGGGUGGGUGAGAACCGACAUGGCGGGACCCAACGCCACCAAGAGCCCAGAAGAAGGAGCAGAGACCCCCGUGUACUUGGCCCUUUUGCCUCCAGAUGCCGAGGGCCCUCAUGGACAGUUUGUCAUGGAAAAAAGGGUUGAACAGUGGUGAGCUCACCCCCAGCUCCACCCCCGGAUCCUGCUUCCUAGCCUGUCCUGAUUUAACCUAAAGGAUUUUGGACUGUCAACAGAUUUUCUAUCCAUGGGGGAAAAAUGCAAAUAUCUCUAAUCUCUACUAAUGUACUGCUAUUGGGUGGGCCCCUCCCUGAGUUGACUUCUACCUUUGUGAACUCUUUUGUGAUUGCCUGUAGGUAUAGGGGGAGUAAAAUUGUAAUUGCUGAAAAGAAUGAGUGCAAUUCAAGAGUUGAAUAAAUAGUUCUUUA
This is a messenger RNA of Lepus europaeus (European hare), 1202 nucleotides long. Its product is annotated as carbonyl reductase [NADPH] 1-like. The coding region runs from base 98 to 931 and encodes 277 amino acids. The transcript has 3 exons. NCBI's taxonomy places the organism in Eukaryota, Metazoa, Chordata, Mammalia, Lagomorpha, Leporidae. Gene Ontology annotation, molecular function: carbonyl reductase (NADPH) activity. The record is from RefSeq and is a predicted model, not a curated record.